Messenger RNA from Hyaloscypha bicolor E, 1743 nucleotides. RefSeq lists its product as uncharacterized. Lineage: Eukaryota; Fungi; Ascomycota; Leotiomycetes; Helotiales; Hyaloscyphaceae. The transcript is spliced from 2 exons. Gene Ontology annotation, molecular function: protein binding. The annotation marks the transcript as partial. The record is from RefSeq and is a predicted model, not a curated record.
UGCCUCCAAUCCCUCGCCUUUCCCGAGAUUACCCACCGACGCCAAGAGGCAGAUGUCCCAGAUCGAGCUUAUUUACAUACAUGUGAGUGGGCACUGCAACAUAAGUCGUAUACGGCAUGGAUAGGCAACGAACGCGAAUUGCUUUGGAUUAAAGGAAAGCCUGGUGCUGGGAAGUCAACAUUAAUGGCGUUUAUUUAUCUGUCAUUCCAAAAAAAUACUCUUUCGAAGCAGAGCUUAUGUCUCGACUUUUUCUUCCAUGGACGGGGCGCUGCACUACAGAAGACUCCAAUUGGCAUGUUUCGGUCUCUCUUGCAUCAAUUGUAUACCAAGGUUCCUUCGGUCCGACUACCAGUACGCGCUGCCUAUAAAGAGAAGAGAGUGUUUGGCGAGGCUGGGACGGGUUGGGAGUGGCAGCGCAGAGAAUUGGAAGACCUUUUCUCCAUUGCUCUCAUUCGCGCCGCCAAAUUGCUGUCGAUAACCAUCUUUGUGGACGCGUUAGAUGAGGCUGGUCGCGAUGUUGCAAAGGAUCUCGCUGAAUACUUCCACCGCUUGAACGACAAACUUGCAGCUGAGAGAGGCAUGGCAAGAAUCUGCAUCUCCUGCCGGCAUUAUCCAAUAUUAUCAACCAAUACCAGUCUCAAGAUCUGCGUUGAGGACGAAAAUCACGAUGAUAUUGUAAAGUACAUCAAGCACAGGCUCAAUACUGAAAUUCCAAAACGGGAAAUGGCGACACUCUCAGUUGACGAAUGUCAAGCACUUGAGAAGACCAUCGUCGAAAGAGCAUCAGGAGUAUUCCAAUGGGCACGUCUCGUUGUUCUUCUGAUCAUUGAUCUUAGUCGACAAGGAGAGUCGUUGGCUUACAUUCAUCAAGAGUUAAGCAAAGUGCCACAAGAUCUCGGCAACAUUUACGAACAUAUUCUCAUGAGGGUCAUUGAACCUCGGAAUCGGACGAGAACACUGCAUCUGAUGCAGUGGAUCUGCCUAGCCGAAAGACCACUAUCGGUGACAGAGCUACGGUUUGCUAUUGCCUCAAAUGACGUCCAUAUUCAUGAGCCCCGACAAUUCUGCAAAGAUACAAAGGACUUUGUAGACACUAAUGUGCGUAUGGAGAGGCUGAUUACUAGUUUAUCUGGUGGCCUUGUCGAGGUUAAGCAUCACAAGGCAGAGUCCACUGUACAAUUCAUCCAUCAAUCUGUUAAUGAUUUUCUACGAUCGGAUGGUUUAAAGUACCUUGCUUCACCGUCUCCUACCGCGUUGUCGGCGGAUGUCGUUAUCGGCCAAAGUCAGCAUCGACUAUGCAAGUCUUGUGUUAAUUAUCUGAGCUCAGAGGAAGUUCUACUUGCUGGCUCAGCAUUACGGGGCACUUCGUUGAAUGACCCAGAAACGGAAAGAUCCCUACUUCUAGAGUCUCUUCCGUUCAUAGACUAUGCUACAAGGUACUGGUUCUUACACGCAGAGAAAGCUGAACAUCUUGGAAGUUUGCAACAGGACGUUGUCCAGCAACUCGGAUGUCCCCCAGGACAAGCUUUUCAGACUUGGAUAAAGACCUUUCGUAACAUAGCUAAAUAUAACGCAAAGUGUCCUGAGCUGGGAUCGACACUACUACAUGUCGCAUCGAGCUCUAAUCUUCGAAGCGCUGUCCAGAUUCUUCUAAGCGGAAGUGUGAAGGACGGAGUCAACCUGAACCCCAAGGAUUCUUACGGAAAGACGCCGCUGUCGUGGGCGGCAGAGAACAGGCACGAG